Nomia melanderi (Alkali bee) is the source of this 2784-nucleotide messenger RNA. Its product is annotated as dihydrodiol dehydrogenase 3. Gene Ontology annotation, molecular function: oxidoreductase activity. The record is from RefSeq and is a predicted model, not a curated record. Lineage: Eukaryota; Metazoa; Arthropoda; Insecta; Hymenoptera; Halictidae.
GUUUCCGUAAUUUUGGUAUUUAAAGACUUCUACGCGAGAAACCUUGAACAUGCUUCGAAGAAACCAGGAACUGUCCUAAUUAUCGAAUUCUUCAAGGAUGGAAGUAAACUCGAAGUGAAAGUGCACUCGGACCGUUUCCCUUGCCUGCUUGAGCUUCACCGCUUGAUAUGUCGAUUUAGUCGGCUCUAGGUAGUUCUAUCGAACGGUAAUAAUGGAGAAUUCGAUCUUGCUCUCGAACGGGAAGUAUAUGCCUGCGUUGGGAUUUGGUACGUGGCAGGCAACCAAUGAAGCUGAAUUAGAAAAAGCUUUGAAUACUGCUUUAGAAGCUGGAUACAGACAUAUCGACACAGCUGCGGUAUACGAAAAUGAAAAAAUUAUUGGUAACGUUUUGAAAAAAUGGAUUGAUUCUGGAAAGGUUAAACGAUCCGAGCUUUUCAUUGUCACUAAGCUACCUCCACCUGGAAUUAGGCCAGAAUCUGUUGAAAAAUGGAUGAAAGAUUCACUGCGAAACCUUCAGAUGGAAUAUGUUGAUCUUUAUUUAGUUCAUUGUCCAUUCGCUUUCGCCGAUGUUGAAGGGAAGUUGCAUCCCUUCGACGAAAAUGGUGAAAUUAUCGUGGACGUUACUACCGAUCAUGUGAAAGUUUGGUCAGAAAUGGAGAAACAAGUGGACUGCGGUCGGGCUCGUGCCAUUGGCCUAUCGAAUUUUAAUCCACAUCAAAUUGAACGUGUUCUAAAGAAUGCUCGCAUUCCAGUUUCUAUGUUACAAAUCGAGUUACACGUGUACUUUCAACAAAAAGAGUUGGUGAAAUUCUGCAAGGAGAAAGGCAUUCCCAUAACAGCGUAUUCACCGCUCGGUUCACGGGGUUUCGUAAAGGUGAUAAACAAAGCGGAGGAAAUCCCAGACAUGUUGCAAAACGAUGUGGUGUUAGAAGUGGCGAAAAAGUACAAAAAAACUGCCGCACAGAUUUUAUUGCGGUAUAUUCUGCAAAAUGGAUUCGCCACCAUACCGAAAAGCACGAACCCGCAAAGGAUCAAGGAGAAUAUCCAAGUGUUCGACUGGAGUCUUGCGCCAGAGGAUGUAGAAAAACUGAAAGGAUUGGACCAAGGAGAGGGCGCCAGAGUUUACGAUUUCAGUUUCUUAAAAGGGAUUAACAAACAUCCUGAAUUUCCUUUCUAAAUACACCUGACCCUCGAUUUACGCGGACUUUUGUCACGCGAGCCUCUUUUUACGCGUUAAAUUGGAACACUGUUUACUAUCUCAAUUUAAUAACAGCGAGUAAAAUAUACUUUCGUUUUCGAAAAUGUCGUUAUUAUUAUUUCUUUUAUUAAGCUCUGUGAAAUAAAUCUGCAUUUCUAAAACUUCUACCAGCUCUUCUCUUCAAUAUUUUCUUUUUUCUUGUACCGACAGUCUCUACUCACGCGAUUUUCCUUCGCGUAAAACGAACCCACGUGGAACGGAUUUUCGCGUAAAUCGAGAAGCAGGUAUAUCCAAUUGUUAUUAAGUAGUUUAUAUUCUGUACGCGUACAUGGACGAUAAUUGGAUGAAAAUGUACCUGUAUACAGUCUAGUUUAACACGAGAACUAUCGAAUGGUAGAAUCCGAAAUUCCUUUCUCCCAAUGAUUAACCCUUUGUACUUGGAAGUUCGUCAUAAGAAAUAUUUAACAUUUUUUGACGAGACAAAGACGAUAUUCAUUGAAACUAACUCGAAAGGAAAGCAACGUCCAGCGCUGUCCAGCGAGGACCACAUAGUAACAAGGACAUAAAAAGAGAAGGAUCCUUCAUAUACAGACUAAUUGCCACCGUUCGUUACUGUUCGCCGUUGUUUGCCACUGCUUGCCACUGUUCGCCACUGUUCGCCGUCGUUUGCCGCUGCUCCUACUUUUCUCAACUAUCCCGUUGCGCUGCGAAUUGUACAAGAGCAAUAAUCGAUAGAGCCUUAUAAUGUUCAUAGCAUAAACACUAGAACUACCAAUCACUUAAACUAACUUUUACAAAUUCCUUUAUAAAAACCAUAAGCUUGCGUUCAUUAAAAUUUUAACUGAGUUACAUUUCAAUUUUGCUAUUACUGAACUAGUUUCGUUGAUAAUUUUUCGUAGAGGUAUCUGUACCUUUUUAGUAAUUGCAAAAGAAGAAAUCAGAAAUAAGUCAUUUUGAGCUAUCUGGUAGUUCUAGUGUUACAGCUUUACUUAUCGAUGAAUUUAUUGUUUUUCGCUUGUUGUUUAUUUGAAAUAUUAUAGUGUUGUUAGACAUUACGUUAUUCGUUCCAUGCAAAGUAUGACGAUUGUUGUUAUUAUUAUUAUUAUUAUUAUUAUUAUUAUUAUUAUUAGUAUUAUUAGUAUUAUUAUUAUUAGUAUUAUUAGUAUUAUUAUUUAGAAUUAUUAGUAUUAUUAUUUAGGAUUUUUGAAUAAAUUUUAUUGUACAUACUGUUAUCGUUUUAUGAUACCGAGAGCCGAAACGAUUAAAACACAUGGUUUUCUGAAAACUUCUCUUUUAUUGUAUCGUUUGCGAACAAAGUCUGAUACGCGUACAAUACAACUUAAAUAUUACAGUAUAUGAACUUGAACUUUCUUUACAAAGUCAUGAUUGGUACGGACAAUCAUACAUAUUUACCGUUGAUACUCCCUGACGUUUUCGGGUUGCAGCUAUUAAAUACUUUUCACAAAUGUUCCUCGACGUUUCAACGCUAUUCAAGUUCAUCGAAUAGACACGACGUGCACGUCACAAACGAAGACAGCGCGUAAGUUCUGAUUGUAAUGUCGAGACGAUGGAAUACUGUUUUCGAA